Molecule: messenger RNA, 2543 nt
Organism: Brassica oleracea var. oleracea
Lineage: Eukaryota; Viridiplantae; Streptophyta; Magnoliopsida; Brassicales; Brassicaceae
Product: homeobox-leucine zipper protein HDG2
Exons: 12
Coding region: 71-2254 (727 amino acids)
Biological process (GO): regulation of DNA-templated transcription
Molecular function (GO): DNA-binding transcription factor activity, RNA polymerase II-specific; DNA binding; lipid binding
Source: RefSeq, a predicted model, not a curated record
GACUAGAAACCCAAAUAAACUUCAAAGUAAAACCUGUUCCUUUUUUUUCGUUUCUGCUUGGAUUGAUACAAUGACCAUCAGUCAGCUUCUUAGAAGAUCUCCAAGAAUAGCAAAUAUGUCUCUGCCAAAUUACAUGGAACCAGUGGAUGAUGUGAACAACAACAACAAUGGAGACACCGAUAACAACGAAAACGAAAAUAACAACAACGUGAAUGGUGGUGCUAGUUUUGGGGAUGAGGAAUUCGACAGUGAGAAUCAAGAAGAUGGAAACACUCAAAAUCCUCGUGCUGGUAAGAGAAAGCGAUAUCAUCGUCACACUCAACAGCAAAUCCAGGAGAUGGAAAAUUUCUUCAAAGAGUGUCCUCAUCCUGAUGACAAUCAGAGGAAAGAACUUAGCCGUCACCUGGGACUAGACCAUCUUCAGAUCAAAUUCUGGUUCCAGAACAAACGCACCCAGAACAAGAAUCAUCAGGAACGCCAUGAGAACUUACAACUUCGUGAGGAGAACACUAGGCUUAGAGCUGAUAACCACCACUUUCGAGAAGCUCUCGCUAAUGCCUCAUGUCCUAAUUGUGGAGGUCGCACCGCAGUUGGCGAAAUGUCUUUCGAGGAACAUCAUCUUCACCUCGAAAAUGCUAAGUUAACCGAAGAGAUCCGUCAAUUAUCUGAGGUGGCGAAGUAUACAGGCAAAGCUGUAAUGAGAUAUCCUGUUCUGCCUACUCCUAAUCAAGCUCCACCUUUCGAGCCCCCGAUGACAACUAAUGGAAGUAUUGGAAACCUCUCGUUGUCGAACAUCGGAUCAGUGAAAGAGGCCGAUAGGCCAUUGGUCAUAGAGUUAGCAGUUGGAGCCAUGUCGGAGCUUAUAGCGUUGGCUCAAAUGAAUGAACCGCUGUGGAAGGGAGGCGUUCAUGGCACGAUAUUAGAUUUGAAUGAAUACACAAGAAAUUUACAAAACGGACUCGGGCCUAAACCGGUCGGGUUUAGAACCGAGGCAUCAAGAGAAAACGCGAUUGUGUUCAUGCACCAUAUGGACAUUGUUCACAGGCUAAUGGAUGUGAAUGUAUGGUCGACCAUGUUUGCUGGAAUGGUUGGUAGAGCAAUGACUCAUGACACCCUCUUGACUGGAGGCCAAGGAAACUUGGACGGAACUAUCCAUCUGAUGACUGCUGAAUUCCAAGUUCUAUCGCCGCUAGUCUCAUCCCGUGAAUGCUACUUCGUCCGCUACUGUAAGCAGCACGGUGAAGGUUUAUGGGGGGUGGUCGAUAUAUCCAUCGACCAUCUCAUUCCAAACCUGGAACCUAAGUGUCGGCGAAGACCAUCUGGAUGUCUGAUUCAAGACAUGCCAAAUAGACUCUCCAGGGUUACUUGGGUUGAGCAUGUGGAGGUAGAUGACAGAGGUGAACUUCAUGCCAUGUUUAAGAACUUGCUCAAUUCUGGUCAAGCUUUAGGUGCUAACCGCUGGGUUUCUACAUUGGACCGCCAGUGCGAGCGGUUAGCCAUCAUGAUGGCUUCAAACAUUCCAUCCAUAGAACCUGGUGGUCAAAUAACUGUAACGAACAAUGCGAAGCAGAGCCUGCUGAAGUUAGUUGAGCGGAUGUCAAGAGGUUUCUUUGAUGGAGUGACAACUUCUACCGCAGAUAUAUGGUGGAACUUGGCUGAUUAUACAGGAGAUAGUGUGAGUGUGAUGACUCGGAAGAGCUUGAAUGAUCCUGGAAGACCUGAAGGACUCAUUCUCUGUGCAGCCCAUUCGUUUUGGGUCCCGGUUCCUCCUAUCACUGUCUUUGACUACCUCAGAGAUGAGAAGAACCGAACCAAUUGGGAUGUUCUCUUCCUUGGAGGGAAUCCUCAGAAGCUGACACAUAUUUUUAAUGGGAGAGACGAUAGGAACUGUGUAUCUUUACUCCGGAGCCCAAACACUAGCCAAAGCGAGAUGAUGAUGAUUGAAGAGAGCUCUACUGAGCCAGCAGCUUCAUUCCUGGUCUACGCGCCUGUUGAUGUUCCAUCAAUGGAGAAAGUUCUCAAUGGAGGUGACCCUAAGUGUGUGCCGUUACUUCCAUCAGGUUUUGCUAUACUACCAGAUGGUACGGCUCAGCCUGGAAAAGCAGGAGGGUCACUCGUGAACGUUUCGUUUCAGAUGCUAGUUGACUCAUCUCCUUCGGGUAUGCUGACUUUUAGCUCGGUUUCAACCAUUGAGAGUCUGAUUUUAGCAGCCGCGAAUAAGAUCAAAGCUUACUUUCCUCAGCAGACUGCUUGAACAGGAAAUUAAGUGUAAGGGGAUGCGGAGGAGCGAAUCAGUGAAUAAAGAGAGAGUGUGUUUUUAUUUUAUUUUCAAGAAUUUGGAAAGCUUCAAAAGGGGAGGGAGUCAAGAACGAACCUGACAAGAAACAGUUCAGUUCUUGAAUGGUUUUCUUAAUGAGGUUCGGGUAUUGACUUCCUUGUGAACUUUUGUUAAAAACUUUCCCUCAUUUAUGUUUUAAGUACUUUGUUUCAUUCUGAAUGUUGGAACUUUCUCAACUCAUUUCUCUUUGUGUUUCAUGCUGACA